This is a messenger RNA of Pestalotiopsis fici W106-1, 1227 nucleotides long. RefSeq lists its product as uncharacterized. The transcript is spliced from 2 exons. The record is from RefSeq and is a predicted model, not a curated record. Bases 1 to 1227 code for a protein of 408 amino acids. NCBI's taxonomy places the organism in Eukaryota, Fungi, Ascomycota, Sordariomycetes, Amphisphaeriales, Sporocadaceae.
AUGAUUGUCUACUUGUCCAGUCUCGAGCAAACCAUUACAGUCAAAGGAAUGGCCCCAUCAUCUCAGAUGUGUUUUGGUAGGGUUGAUCACUUGAGCCUAAUUGUCGAAAACAGCCAAUUCAUCUCCAAUGAAGGCGCCGAGGUUUCGGUGAUUACGAUCAAAGAGGUUACGGGAGAAUGGAAAGCGAUUGUAUUACGCUUGAAUCACGGCGUUCGUGAGGCGCUCCUCUCUUCCGACCCUAGCGAAUCGAUCCAAAAAGCCAUCGAAUCACUACAUUUGAAGACUGCAGAAGCUGCAGCCAUUUACGUCAAGAACAAUGGAUUUAGCCUCCUUCCUGAUCCGAACAAGGACGAAGACGACUUCAGUGACGACGAAACAGUCUCAGUAGUCUCGGAACAGAAUGGUAGCUCAAGUGAUGACGGUCUAUCGGUUUCCGACAGCUCGGAUGAUGAAUUGGUCACUCCAGCCUCGUCGUCAUUCAAGGGCAAGCGGUCUGACUCCAAGGCGUCCAAGAAGCGAAGCAAGAGAAGCAAGGCCCGUCGCCCACGUAGCUACGAAGAGAGCGAGGUUUCUGACGAGGAUGUCGUUCGUGCGCCUCCUGCGAGAUCGGUAGGACCCCGGUGUGCACCUCCACCAGCUCCCCCAGUCUACAAUUCUUCAUUGAGGCCCAUGCAUCCGGGCCUGGCGGCCAUGCAGCCUCCUCAGCUGCCCAGGUCUCCUGUCUUACCCCCGGGUGGCAUGCACGGCGUGCCGCCUCACCCAGGGAUGCUACCUCAUGGCAUGCGACAUCCUGGAGUAGUGCGGCCGGCUCGAGUGUAUGAGCCCGCAAAGCCGGUACAUGACGUCCGCAUCACCAUCAACUGGCUUCAGCAUGGUGAACAGCGCAUCUUUGAGUCCACCAAUGCCUCCAUCAGAGCCUUGCAAGAUGCCGCUGUGCUGCACGUUCGCAACCACAUGAGCAAUUUUGACAAUGUCACGCCCAUGGACCACUCACCGAACCGAGCGUGGAAUCUGAGGGCAGCCGUCAAGCAGGCUUUCUUUGGUGCCGAGGCCUACGACAUGAGCAACUACCGUGGUGAUGAUUUGACAAAGCUCUUCAGCGUUUUGGGCAAGACAGACAUUCCCAGUUUCGAGAUUGAGGUGGAUUAUGCGGUGCCUCCUCAUCCUCCUGUACCUGCUGGACACGUCAUUGGUGGUCCCAUGCACAAUCAUCCCGCCACGGCUUGA